AUGCUCACCAAUGUGUCAGGCAGGGGCCUGCACUGCAAAGUGAGUGCCCAACCAUCCACUGGCCUUCUCAAAGCUAAGCUCCUAAUUAAUGUCUUGGUGAUAAGACUUGGGGUGGAGUGUGCGGAUGAUGGGUUUGGGGGAAAGCAGAUGAUGGCUUCUCGGGACUACCGCCUGGUUGGCCUGUACUUUAGGAUAAUGCCUUUUCCGUUCCUGGACAUCUCCAUUAAAUGGACCACCCAGGAAACCUUUCCUCCAAAGUACCUUCACUAUGACCCAGAAACCUCGCGUCAGCUGAUGUGUGACAAAUGUCCUCCCGGCACCUUCCUAAAACAGCACUGUACGGCCAGGCAGAAGACCGUGUGUGCGCCUUGUCCCAACCACUACUACACAGACAAGUGGCACACCAGUGACGAGUGUCUGUACUGCACAACGGUGUGCAAGGAGCUGCAGUACGUCAAGCAGGAGUGCAGUCGCACCCACAACCGCGUGUGCGAGUGCGAGGAAGGGCGCUACCUCGAGGUUGAGUUCUGCCUGAAGCACAGAAGCUGCCCCCCCGGGUUUGGAGUGCUCCACGCUGGAACCCCGGAGCGAAAUACAGUUUGCAAGAGAUGUCCAGAUGGGUUCUUCUCGAAUGAGACGUCAUCUAAAGCACCCUGUAGAAAACACACAAACUGCAGUGCAUUUGGUCUCCUUCUAACUCAAAAAGGAAAUGCAACUCACGACAACGUGUGUUCUGGAAACAGUGAAUCGCCUCAAAAAUGUGGAAUAGAUGUCACCCUGUGCGAGGAGGCAUUCUUCAGGUUUGCUGUUCCUACAAAAUUCACCCCUAACUGGCUUAGCCUCCUGGUAGACAAUUUGCCUGGCACCAGGGUAAAUGCGGAGAGUGUGGAAAAGAUAAAGCGGCAAUACAGUUCACAAGAACAAACUUUCCAGCUACUGAAGUUAUGGAAACAUCAAAACAAAGAUCAAGAUAUGGUCAAGAAGAUCUUCCAAGAUAUUGACCUAUGUGAAAACAGCGUCCAGCGGCACCUCGGACACACAAACCUCACCUUCGAGCAGCUUCGCAGCUUGAUGGAAAGCUUGCCGGGGAAGAAAGUCACCACAGAAGACAUUGAGAAGACAGUGAAGACAUGCAAAUCAAGUGAGCAGAUUCUAAAGCUGCUCAGCCUGUGGAGAAUAAAAAAUGGCGACCAAGACACCCUGAAGGCCCUGAUGCACGCCCUGAAGCACUUGAAAACGUACCACUUCCCCAAAACGGUCACUCAGAGCCUGAAGAAGACCAUCAGGUUCCUUCACAGCUUCACCAUGUACAGAUUAUAUCAGAAGCUAUUUUUAGAAAUGAUAGGGAACCAGGUCCAAUCAGUAAAAAUAAGCUGCUUAUAA
Messenger RNA from Puma concolor (puma), 1383 nucleotides. NCBI's taxonomy places the organism in Eukaryota, Metazoa, Chordata, Mammalia, Carnivora, Felidae. The record is from RefSeq and is a predicted model, not a curated record.